Acanthochromis polyacanthus (spiny chromis) is the source of this 4148-nucleotide messenger RNA. RefSeq names its product neurexophilin and PC-esterase domain family, member 3 (gene nxpe3). Bases 506 to 2233 code for a protein of 575 amino acids. Lineage: Eukaryota; Metazoa; Chordata; Actinopteri; Pomacentridae. The record is from RefSeq and is a predicted model, not a curated record. The transcript has 7 exons.
CAGGUUUUAAACGGCCGGCCGCUAGAGGACGCUGUAACACUAAAACAGGCUCUCCUCCACCCCGCUGCUCUUUUCCUCCCAUCAUUUUCCUCCAAUCAUCAUUACUAAUCCAGAGGAUCUCUUCCAGACGGACACAACGCCUUCACUGAUCGGUUCUCCUCUCCGGUCCUCUGCUGUCCUUCUGCCUCCUCCAGCGCUCCGACAUCCCGCUAAUCCCUUCACGGAUUUCAGUUUAAUCAUGAUGAUGAUGCAGUUUGCUCGGGGGUCUUGUGAAGGGAUCAGACAGCGGAUUGUUUUCUGAUUGUUCCUGAUCUGCUGCCGGCAGGUUUUCCUCCCUGAUGACGUAGGAUUCUGCUCCAUCAGCUGAUGAAGAGGACCGUGUGAUGUGGUUGAAAGCACCGGAUGAAGCUUCGUCCACGGAUGCAGAUAGAACGAUGACAUCAUCACCGUGGUGACAGCAGAGAGAGGAGCAGGGCCUGAUCAUGGGAGACAGAAGGAGGUCACAAUGUGCCGAAAUCUGUCCAAAUAUGCCCUCAUCUUCUUCUUCCUAGCGCUGUCCGGCCUCAUCUUCCUGCUGCGUAACAUCCACACCGUAGAGAACUGGAACUGCCACACCAUCUCCACCCUCUACCAGCUGCAGAGCAGGAUCCAGUCGUCCUUCAUCCCCGUCAAUCUUCCCACUUUCUACCACAACCGUACCUUCUGCGCCCAUCUGGGCCAGAAACCGUCUCCUGAAGAUGAAGUGGAAGAGCGCUACCUGCUGGACUCCAUCUCCUGGCCCGGCCCUCCGUCUCACUCCUCGCCUCCCCCCCUGCGUCAGACCAGCGACCCGGUCCACAGCCUGUUCGCCAUCCUUCCCAGUAAGGAGGGCCGGGAGUGGCACGUGGGCGACCAGCUGGAGGUCCUCGUUCAGAUGCACGACUUCCUGGGUCGCCCCAAACGCUACGGUGGGGAUUUCCUCCUGGCCAGGCUGCACUCCCCGGAGCUGGGAGCAGGCGUAGCGGGGAGGGUGGUGGACCACAGGAAUGGGUUUUACUCUGCUCUGUUCCCCCUGCUCUGGGAGGGAACGGCACAGGUGGAGAUCGUGAUGGUGCACUCCAGCGAGGCCGUGGCCGUGCUGCGACGGCUGAGGGAGGAACGGCCCGACCGGGUGUUCUUCAAGAGCCUGUUCCGCUUGGGCUUCUUGUCGGAAACCACCGUGUGCAACAUGUGUUUACCCCCCGACCAGCAGCCGCUGUGCAACUACACGGACCUGUACACAGGAGAGCCCUGGUACUGCUACAAGCCCAAGAUGCUCAGCUGUGACACCAGAAUCAACCACGCCAAAGGAGGCUACCUGAAACACCUCAUCACCAACAAGGAGGCGCUGCUCUUCCAGAGUGGUGUAAACAUCAAAGUUCACAUCCAUCCUUCAGGAACUCACAGAAUCAGCAUUCAGCCACGGAAAGAUAAAGCAGAGGAAGAAAACAGCAGCAUAAACCCAGAGGACUCUCAGCUCGGAGCGUCUGGAUAUUACUACGAGGACUCGUGGAGGCCUUUAGGGGGCGCUAUGAUGCGUCAGUUCAACCAGUCAUCAGCAGUGGCUCAGUGUCUGCAGAACAAAGUCAUCAACAUGUACGGAGACUCCACGGUCCGCCAGUGGUUCGAGUACCUCAUUGCUUUUGUUCCAGAUUUAAAGGAGUUUGACCUCCACAGUCCUAAAAACGUGGGUCCGUUCAUGGCCGUGGACAGCACCCACAACAUCCUGCUGAAGUACCGCUGCCACGGCCCUCCCAUCCGCUUCACCACCGUCAGGUCCAGCGAGCUGCGCUACGUUUCCAACGAGCUGGACGGCCUCGCUGGAGGCCCCGACACCGUGGUGGUCCUCAGCGUCUGGGCCCAUUUCAGCACCUUUCCGGUGGAGGUGUACAUCCGACGGCUUCGCCACAUCCGACGGGCGCUGGUCAGACUGCUGGACCGAGCGCCGGAGACGCUGGUGGUGAUCCGCUCGGCCAACCUCCAGGCCCUGGACCAGGAGGUGAGCCUCUACAACAGCGACUGGUUCUCCCUGCAGCUGGACCUGGUGCUCAGAGCCAUGUUCAAGGGACUGAACGUUCUGCUGGUGGACGCCUGGCAGAUGACUGCAGCUCACCAUCACCCCCACGCCCUCCAUCCCCCCCCAGCCAUCGUCAAGAACAUGAUAGAUACGCUUCUGUCUUAUGUUUGCCCCGACAGCACCAAGAGCCAGAAGUAGGAGCACAGAGAGGACAGAGGGCUCUUUACUGAAGGAAACUGAGGACUUUAUUGUGUGAAUCAGUCACUUUUUCACUUCUUUUUUCAGCUUCUUCUUCUUCUAAGCUGCUACUCUUUAAAUAUUGUCCUUACCAAGAGACUUUCCAGACUUGUGGUACUUUCCUGUUACCUUAAAGUGGCAACGGGAAGUUUUCGGCUCUGACUUGCCGUUAUGAAGUAGAGGCUGAUAAAGUUCUGUAACAGCUUUAGAGUGAAGACACCAUUAGACUGGUUUCCUGUAUGAACACUUUCACUAUGCAAUUCUUUCUAUCACUGGGGAAAUGAAGGCCCAGAUUGUGUCUGCUGAACCAGAACACAAAGAGGACGAUGCUUUUCAUUUCCAUGGUAGCUAGCGGUGGAACAUCUGGAGUAACGGUGGAAACUUUACCCAGCAGAAGAAAAAGAGCCACAAAAAUCAGAAAAAUAGAAAGAGCUCCGGAUCUGAGAGAGUUUAAAACCGACAUUCUUUUCCAGAACCUGCCUAUUUAUUAUCCCAGAUGGGACUUUUAUGCCUUCAUCCAAAUCAAGGUUUCUGUCUAACUGGGAUUCUUCCAGGUGGUUCUUGCUUUGGACAGGACUCUUUAUCUACAUAAAGCCUUCAUGGCUCCAUUUUGUACUAAACGAGUUCAUAGACAUCAUUUUUUUCUUCAGUUCCAUCCUGACACCAUCCCCUGCUUUCAGGGUUUAUUAUUCCAUUUUAAAUUAGAUUAUUCCAUUUAAUCUUACCUCUUCAGUGAGCGUGCUGCUUUCUCCUCUUUUAUUUCCUCUGUGCUGCUGCUUGUCUGAGGAAAAUGGAAAACGAUGCGGCGCUGUUUGGAAUCGAACUUUGAAAUUUGUCUGUUGCCACUUUAAUUCUGAUCCCCAAAGUUUAAUCUGUCCUUGGAAAUCCAAAGACUUUGGCAGUGAUUGUGAACGCUCAACUGGUUUUGUUACCAAAGUGUUUUUUGUUUGUUUGUUUACUUUUAUUCCUAAGUUUUGCCAAAGCUGAAGACUCUCUGAGUUGUCGUUUCAGGCUGUUUGGGUCUCUUUGUGUUGCUUUGUGUAAAAACUACAAACUUGGACACACGGUGGUGAAAUGCUACUCGUGUAUGUGUCCAUGUUUUUUCUUUGUUAUUUUAAAAUGCUUUUUCAUGUUUACAGCACACAAUAAAACCUCUAACUCCUUCUAGCAGACUAAAGGUAACGAUGGAAAUAUGGAUGGGAGGGCUUCAAAUGUACCGUUUUCCAUGAGAUUAUUUUUAUUUUCUUGUCAUAAGACAGGUUUCUUGGACGUUUUUCCAGCCUGUCCUUCCUUAUUGUGUCUUUUAUCUGGUGACUGUUCUGACUGACAGAUCUACUCUCAGUCUUUUAGCCUCCUCAGCUCAUGUUUUUGGCAAACAUCAAACCCCAGCAGCGAUGCGUUCUUCAUGAAUUUAUAAUAACACUUUUGUUAAUACACGUUUUAUAUUACAAAUGCAAAAAAAACCAUAACUGUUUUUAUAUGCAGUUUAAAGGUUUGGAGAGUGACGGUUAUCAGGUCUGUAUGAUACAAAGAGGAGGAUGUGCCUGUUUCUCUGUAAAUCUGUUCAUCCACAGCAACAAUCAGAGGCUGAAUAAUCGCACACUUUGUUGUAAUUUCUGUAUAUGAACCGUCAUGUUUACCAGCAUUUGCUACUGUCAGAUGUGUGCUUUUAUAACUCAUCGUGGUGUAUUCCACCAUCGUUUGCUUCCUCGGCAGUCAGAAGAGGUCUGAGCUGGGUGAUGUCUGUCAUGUUUAUAGUGAAUAUGAGGCUUAAUCUUAUCAGGACUUUGCUUAUCAUGUUGGUGACGCUUUUGUUGUGAUGCCUUUUCCUGAUCUGAUCCUGGACACUUCAAUAAACUGGAACAACGGGAAAAAC